Messenger RNA from Cylas formicarius (sweet potato weevil), 5453 nucleotides. RefSeq names its product zinc finger MYM-type protein 2 (gene woc). Gene Ontology annotation, molecular function: zinc ion binding. The coding region runs from base 596 to 5272 and encodes 1558 amino acids. The record is from RefSeq and is a predicted model, not a curated record. NCBI's taxonomy places the organism in Eukaryota, Metazoa, Arthropoda, Insecta, Coleoptera, Brentidae. The transcript has 10 exons.
UAAAACAAAACUGAUACAAAAAAAAAAUAACUAACUUUUAAAGAUAAAUUGGCGAUUUUUUUUGGAUAAGCGAAUUAUUUUGAAAAAUAAACUAUCUCGAUUACAGAGUGGCAAAAAUAGCAAAUGUUAGGGUAUGUGAUAUGGUUAAGUUGGUAAGUAUAUUUAGUUAUUUCCACCAUUAUGUUGGCUUGGUAUUAAAAUGCAAGUUUUUGUAUAGUUGCUCCCGAAAUAAUAACAAAACCAAGGUUUUAUCGGAAAAGAAGCAUCGUUAAACAGUUUCAAGUGCAACACGUUGACAGGGCUAAAAAGUUUACCGCGCAAAAUUUUAGCAUCGCAAUAAAAGUGUUGAAUUUGAAAUUUAACCAAACAACUAAAAAGCCGGGAUUUUCAAUACCAAGUCAGUUAUUUUUAAUAUUUUACUGUUUAUCGUGUACAGAACAACAGUUACCUUAUACAACUGGAAUGAUGAUGUGAAAAUCAUUUUAAAUUUAGCAAGCUAUAUUCCUCCGUAAAACAAGCUGAUAUGGAUCUAAAGAACAAUAUAAAGUGGAGGAGAUAAUGAGGGCCCCAUAGGUUUGUUUGAAAUUUCGAUAGAAUGGAUGUCGAUAGUACCGACACUCCAACAGAAAAUGCGGAUGUACUUCCAACCCAAAAUGCUUUAACAGAUUCAAGUGAGCGAAUGGUAAUAGACUCUGUCAAAAAUAAUAGUGAAAAGCUUGAGACAGUAGAAGAUGGUGUCCCUUCAAAUGCGGUUUGUUUAAAUGCUGUAAAUUCCACCAGUGCGGGCAGUUUGGAGAAUGAAAAUGAAAUUAGGCAUGAGGAAACACGCACUUCAGAUGUCGAUCAAAGUCUUAGGGUAAAUCAGGAGCCAGUACCAAAUGUUAUUGCAGAAACUCACUUAGAAAGUAAUUUAAAUGUUAUAGAAAACCAGAAUAAUGAAAAUCUUGAGAGAGAUAGUGAACUUAUAGGAGGUAGUGAUGAGGCCAAUAUACCUAUUAUUAAUGAGGCAAAUAUAUGUCAUGGUGAAGAUAGAAAUUGCGAAGACAAAAGUCGUAAUGAUUUGGAAGAAAUAAGUCAUAAGACAUCUGAAAAAAGUCAACUGGAUGAAUUAGAAACAGAUGUUAUAGAAUCAGAGGCAUCAGGAUCACCCAAUCACAACAACAAAUCAGACACAGAAUAUACUGUUAGUGAAAAUGUUAAGAGUCCUGAAAAUGUUAAAACUGGGAGCACAGAUGUGGAAACUCAGAGCACAAUGCUAUCACAAGAACUUGAUGAGACCAGUAGUCCAGGUAAAACCCAAGAACCUAUUGAUAUUCAAUCAUCGUCGGAAAAAGAUAAUGAAGAAAAUGAUUCAUCUUUCCUGAUAGAAGAACAGUCUGAUCCAAUAGAGCUUCCAAAUGUGGAUUACAAUAUUGAAUCACAACCGAGACGCUCUGCGAAGGAAACUUGUGAGAAUCUGAAAAAACCAUCUAGUGAUUCAGAUAAAGAAAUUGAUGGUCGGCAACCUCCUGGAGAACCUCCUCCAAUUGAGGAUGUUGUUCUCAGUAAGGAUGGAACUUCAGAGACCAUGGAGAUUGGUUAUUCAAGAAUUGAAAAAGAGGGGACCUCGGCCUUGGGAGAAGUGGAUACUGGAAGUUAUGCAGCUUCAGAUAUAUCUGAAACUGUCUUAUCAACAUAUGAGAAGAGCCAAGAACACUCAAAAGACUCCGAUAGUGAUGAGGAUAAAGCCGAUUCAAAUAAAUCUCGUAGUGAAACAGAGAGCCCUACAAAAUGUACAGAUAUCAAUGAAAAAAGUAUUGAGUUUGCACAUGUGAAUUUUGAUUCUGCUGACCAUGAAAAAGACACUGAAUCUGACAAGGAUACAAUCGGUAAUAAGGAAACUGAUUUAGAUCCGAUUGGUUCGGAUUCUGUAGACCCGGCUGAUGAACAAGAGGGCGCAAAUGAAGAACUAACCAUUAUUCCUGAUACUGAAAGGGAAUUCACACAAGCAGAGAAAGAUGCCGCUUGUUCAAUUCCACCUUUAAAGGAUAUUUCAGAUACUACAAGUGAAUCAUCAAUACAAGAACCAGAUUCUAGCUAUGAAUUAAAGGUUUACAAAUAUGACAAAGAAGAAUUUCAGAAUUGCAAUGAAUGCAAAAUGAAAAGAAAAGUCAAGUACCAUUAUAAAAGUGACGAUGAAGUUUUAUAUAUUUGUGAUAAUUCUUGUUUAAGUGUUUUUAAAGAAUGUUCUUCAAAAAAAAUUGAUGUAAUUACUGACGAAGGUGGCAUAAGAGUUAAAAAUUUUAUCGACUCAUCCGCAAAGGAACCUCCGUCUUUAUCGUUUAUCAGAAAGUGUGCUACAUGUAAAAAAGUUACAGAUGACAUAGAAAAAAAUCUCACCUGGGAAAUAAUGGAUUUUUGUAAUGAGUUUUGCUUAUCCAAAUAUCAAAAGAUGAUUGGGUCGAAUUGCGCUAGCUGUUCCGGAACAGUCAAAGCGACAUCGCUUGGUAAAUAUUGCGUACGUUUUGGGAAUGACAUUAGACAGUUUUGCACCAGCACAUGCCUUGAACAAUACAAAAAAGGACUUAAAGUUUGUUCCUACUGCCAACAAGACAUGUCCAGUGGCCCAGAUGGUUUUUUAGCGCCCGUAGGUGAGAAAGGACAGUUCAAAGAUUUUUGUUCGAAAACGUGUAUGGAAAAGUAUGAUAUAAUGACCAACGAUCGCCCACCAAAAGUCGACCCAGGAACUAUUUGUUCCGUUUGCAAAACAGAAAAGGUUAUUACUAUAGAAUUUGAACAAGACGAUGUUAAAAAUUAUUUCUGCGGGGAACCAUGCUUUGUGGCAUUUAAUUUUGUCAAUAAAAUAUCCCCAGGAAAAUGUGCCAUGUGUCGACGUUACUUUCACAAAUCGAUACUGGAACAGCACACAAUGUACUAUGAUAAUGUGCAAUAUAGUUUUUGUUCUAACAGUUGCGAAAACAUUUACAUAAUUGCACAUCGGAAGAUAGUACCAUGCAGCUGGUGUAAAGUGAAAAAAUAUAAUUUUGACAUGAUUAAAAAAUAUUCCAGCAAUUCCUCUGUUAUUAAUAUGUGCAGCAUAAACUGCUUGAGUUUAUACAAAGUCUCAUUGAGUGCUGUCAGUACGAAACCGAUUACAUGUAAUUUUUGUCAAAAAAAUGCCCAUCCGGCUUACCACUUAACAAUGUCCGACGCUACUGUACGCAAUUUUUGUUCAUACAGUUGCGUUAUGAGCUUCCAAAAUCAAUUUAUGAAGCAACCUGUUUCCAUGAACAAUGUCACCGAUGCGGAGGUGCCGGUGCCAGCGGGCGCUCCACAGAAAAACAAGAAAUCUCCCACAGAAAAUGCAGCUAGUGGUGAUGAACCUCCACUACCAGUAAUAUCGAGUGUACAGAGCCUUGCUAGUGCUAAUGGCACUGGUAAUAAUUUACCUCCGGGAUUAACCCCUAUUGGUUCUACUAGGAUUACUCGUUCCAAAGCUACUCCGUUAGUUCAACAGAGCGUUCAAACGUCACCAACAGCGCCAGUUCCUGUACAGAAUCUGUCCGAAAUCCCAAUUCAGGUUCAAGUGAAACAGCAUUUUAUUGUGCGGCCGCCUCCUUGUCCAGAACAAAGAAACGUGGGGACAAUGGUUUCCAUUAAGAAAACCGCAAGGGCAGUACAAUCAAACCCUGUCAUGGUUGAUGCAGGGAUACAAACGGAUAGAGAAGAAAUAUCCAAAAUAGUUAUUCCAAUUCCAGUCCCCAUAUAUGUUCCAGCUCCUUGCCAUAUGUACUCCACACCUGUACCUAUACCAGUGCCAUUCCCGCUACCUAUCCCUAUACCCAUAUUUAUUCCCACCACAAGAAAUUCAGCUGCGGGAAUCAUGAAAGAAAUUAAGAAAAUCCAAGUUAAAAUCCCGACGGACCCCUACGAGGCUGAAUUGCUGAUGAUGGCCGAAAUGGUGGCCGAAGAAAAGAAGGAAGACAAUACAGACUCUGAAAGUGACUUAGAAGAUAACACAGCCGAUGGAGCUGACUACAGUCCUGAACCGGUCGAUGCUAGCAAUACGUUUGGCGAUGACAUGCUUCAAAUGGCACUAAAAAUGGCUACGGAGCUCGACGAACCCGCUGUCGAUUUAGAAGGGGCAUUGACGGCAAAUACCAUAACUGCUCCGCAAGGCGCGCACCAAGAUGGUACCGAAGAAAACGUCGACGACCCACAACCGAUGCAUCAUCAUUUAAUGGAAAGGUCUCCUCUGCGCGGCAGAAAAAGGGGGAUCAGAGGAAACCCGAGAGGUCAGUCGAAGCGCGGCAGAAGGAUGUCGCAUCAUCAAGUGGAUAUUCCGAUGAUGCAGCAGGUGCAACAACCUCCACCGCCGCCGGAGCCACAAGAGAAGCCCGACGCAAACAUGUGCUUAAAGUACACGUUCGGCGUCAACGCGUGGAAGCAAUGGGUUACUACGAAGAACGCGGAACUAGAGAAGUCCUCGCGACGCAUGAAAUUGUUCAAAACGGAAAUACUCCAACUUACAGCGGACGAAUUGAACUAUUCGCUUUGUUUAUUUGUGAAAGAAGUGAGGAAACCUAAUGGACAGGAGUACGCCCCGGACACAAUAUAUUACUUGUGCCUCGGUAUUCAACAAUACCUUUUCGAAAACGGAAGGAUAGACAACAUCUUCUGCGAUCCGUACUACGAGAAGUUCACCGAUUGCUUGGACGAAGUGGCGAAGAAAUUUUCAGUUUUAUACAACGAUUCUCACUACAUCGUGACCAGGGUGGAAGAAGAGCAUUUGUGGGAGAGUAAACAGCUCGGCGCCCAUUCGCCGCACGUGUUGCUCAGCACUUUGAUGUUCUUCAAUACGAAACAUUUCAACUUGACAAGCGUCGACGAGCACAUGCAGUUAUCAUUUUCGCACAUCAUGAAACAUUGGAAAAGAAAUCCGAAUCAACCGGGAGCGUCCAAAGUGCCCGGAUCGCGUAACGUUUUACUUCGAUUUUAUCCCCCCCAAUCGGCAACUCAAAAUAAUCAACGUAAAAAGAAGGUCUACGAGCAGCAGGAAAACGAAGAGAACCCGCUUAGGUGUCCCGUUAAGUUGUACGAAUUUUACCUUUCCAAAUGUCCUGAAAGUGUAAAAACAAGGAAUGACGUGUUUUACUUGCAACCCGAACGAUCUUGCGUCCCAGACAGCCCCGUAUGGUAUUCGACCAUGCCAUUGGCUAAAGAAGCGUUAGAAAAAAUGCUUCACCGGGUCAAGAUGGUCAAAGAAAUCAACGUGGCUCUACUUACUAGUUAAAAAUGAAUUUCUCGUGGUCUUUUUUUUAUUAUGGUUUCAUAAGUGAUUACACACCCAUUUUGUAUAAAUGUACUAAAAUAGUGGAUAGCUGUUUUAAGCGAAUUAUCAAAUUUUUAAUUGGUAUUGUACGAAUAGAGUAACAAUUAUUAUUAUGGGAUAUCGAUUAAAUGUAUUAGAAUAU